AUGUCAUCAUUGAGCGAUUGGGAAAAUACAAAAGAAAAUAUAGUUCCUCUUAAAACUGGUAGGGACCCAACUAAACUUGCAUUAUUUGCAAAACAAACAAAUCAAUCAGAUGAAGAAUUAGAAAAAGAAAAACAAAAAUUUGAAAUAAUUAUAAAUGAAUACCAAGGUGAAGAUCCAAUUGAUAAUUGGUUAAAAUAUAUAAAAUGGGUACAACAAUCAUAUCCAGGUGGUAAUAUGAAAGAACAAUUAAUUGUAUUAUUAGAGAGAUGUACAAGAUUAUUUUUAAGUACAGAGAAAUAUAAAAAUGAUCCACGUUAUUUAAGAAUUUGGAUUACAUAUGCCGAUAUGUGUAGAGAUCCAAUUGAAGUAUUCUCAUUUUUAGAGGUACAACGUAUAGGUUUCUAUCUUUCAUUACUCUAUGAAGCAAGAGCUAUCGUCUAUGAAAAUAAAGGUAACUAUGAACAAGCCGAUAAAUCAUUCAAACAAGGUAUAGAGAGAAAAGCUCAACCCAUUGAAAGAUUACAACAAAAACAUUUAGAUUUCGAAAGAAGAUUAAUUGCAAGAUUAAAACAUCAACAACAACACCAACAACUUCAACAACAACAACAACAACAAAAUGAUCAAUUAGAACAACAACAACUUGAUGAAAAUGGUAAUACAAAAUUAACUAGAUCUGCAUUAGGUACAAUUAGUUCAUCUUCAGUUCAUUCUGAAAGAAAAUCUCAACAAACUAAAGGUUUACCAUUAGGUAAUUCUACAAUUGAUAAAAAGAGAAAAGUUGGAAAUGAUCAAAAAAAUAAUUUAGGAUUUCAAAUUUUUGAUGAUGAAAAAGGUGGUUCAACAACAAAUGAAGUUUUAACAGAUUCUAAAUUUUUUGGAUCAUCUCGUAAAGCAGCUGCUUUAAUGGCUGCUGGUCAAACACAACAAACAUCUCAAAUGAAAUGGGAUGAAUUAGAACCUGAACUUAAUAAACAUAAAGAAAAUACACAACUCUCUCAAAAAUGGUCUGAUGUAAAACUACUUCAAAAGAAACAAAAAAUUACAACUGCUGGUUUUCAAAUUUAUUGUGAUCAAGAUUCUUUAUCCAACAACAAUAAUGGUAGUAAUAAUAAUAAUAAUAAUAACAACAAUGAGAAUAUACCAUUAUCACCUGAUAAAUUAAGAGUUCAUAGUUCAAAACAACAAUCUAAAUUAGAACAAAUUCAAAAUAAUCCAUUAGCAAACUUUCCAAAAGUAUCAACAUCAAACUCUUCUUCUUCUUCUUCUUCCUCUACCAAUAAAUCAACAUCAACAACUACUGUUACCACUACUAAAAAUGAAAGAGUUGGUUACAAUAAACCAUUAUUUACAAAAGAGAAUGAAAAACAUGAAAUUUCAUUUGAAGAAUAUAGAGCAUCACUCUUUAAAAAGAAAUUAAUUGAAAAACAAGAACAACAAAAUAAAAAAAUUGAAAAAGAAAAAGAAGAAUUAGAUAUUAAAUUAAAACAAGAACAAAAAGAACAAAAAGAAAAAGAACAAAAAGAAAAAGAACAAAAAGAAAAAGAAGAAUUAGAGAUUAAAUUAAAACAAGAGCAACAAGAAAAAGAAUUACAAUAUCAGCAACAUCAACAAAAACAAUAUCAACAAAAACAACAACAACAACAAUCAUAUAAUCCACCAUCUCCAACAAUGACAAUUCAUACAAAACAAGCUUUUCAUGAUGUUAUGGCAAUGUUUAGUGAACCUUUAGAAUUUGAAAAGAAUAAUAAAUCAACAUCAUCAUCAUCGUCAUUGCAAUUAAAUAAUGUUCCAUCAUCACCAAAUCCUUUCACUGAAAGUACAUUAAUGAAAUCAACAAUCGAUAAUAAUAAAAAUGAUAAUAAUAAUAAUAAUAAUAAUAAUAAUAAUAAUAACAAUAAUAAAAAUACUGAUGUUUCAUUUGAUGAGAAAUCAAUUGAAGAUCAAGAAAACAUUGAUCCAAAUCAAGGUGGUGGUGGUGGUAAUAAUGAUGGUAAUCCUUUAUUAUCAAGUAAAAUUACAAAUCGUGAUGUAUUAAUGAAACAAUUAUUCUCAAAGGAUGAAGAUGAAGGAAACCAAUUUGAUCAAGAAAGAGAUAUGGUAAAAACAAUUGAAAGAAUUGAUUUAUUAGUAAAGGGUAAAGAUACUCCAAAGUUUGAAAUUUUCGAAGAUUCAACUUUAGCUUCAAGUCAAUUACAUUCAAAGAGUGUUAGUUUAGCUGAUAAGGUUGCAAGUAAAAAUAAACAAUUAAAUCCAUUGGAACAAUCUCAAAAUCCAUUGAAAAAGUCAAUAUUAGGUAGUAGUGGUAUCAAUGGUAUCAAUGGUAAUAAUGGCGGUUUUACCAUUUUCCAAGACCAACCAAACCAAGAGAAGAAACAACCAUUACAACAAUCACAAUUACAAAAUCCAUUGAAAAACUCAAUCUUAGGUAUCAGUGAUGCUAAUGGUAAUGGUGGUGGUGGUGGUAGUGGUAGUGGUAGUGGUGGUUUUACAAUUUUCCAAGAUCAAGCAGCUGAAGAAAAAAAACCAUUUAAUGAGAAAGAACAACAACAACAAGAAGAAAAAGAAAAAGAAAAUAAAAUAGAAGAAGAAGAAGAAGAAGAAGAAAAAGAUAAAGAAAAAGAAAUUAAUUAUCAAAAUAUUACAGGUAAUAUUACAAGUACAAUUGAUCCAACCACAGUAAUUAUUUGUAGUUUAACACCAGAUGAUGGUAUUGUUAAUCCAUAUUUAAUUGAUCACCAAUAUUUAUUGGAACAACACGUAUCAGCUACAGUUCAAUCAAUUCAAUCAUUUUUUAAUGUUGGAGAUGAUUUGGCACCACUACCAGAACAAUUGGACCAAUGUGAACCAAAUCAACUUUUUGAGGAUAAUAGUAUUAUUGUUCAAUGGCCAUUCUCUGAUAUCACAGUAAACUUUACCAAAUGUGUUUGUAAAUCAACUAUGGAUGGUAGUAUGACAUUUAAAGUGGAAAGAAUCGAUGAUCUAGCUAUGACCACCUCUGAAGACAGUUGGUUGUCUUGUAAGGUUCAAGAUCCACCCUCAAUUUGGGAAUUUUAUAUUGGAAAUCAAAUCCAUCAACGUUUACAAGAGAGAUCAUUGACAAUUAGUAACUCUAAAUUCCCAACCAUCCAUUCCCUCUACUAUUAUACCGAUAAAUCCAUAAUGUUAAUGGAUCAUACUAUAGAUCAGGGUACUUUGGACGACGUGGUUUCAAGCACCAAUGGCGUACCAAUGGAAGAACCAUUGGCAAUGUUCCAUUGUAUAGAAUUGUUGAAAAUGAUUGAAGAUUUACAUUUGGUUGGUAUCAUUCAUGGUAAUAUUUGUGCAAAUAAUUUACACUUUUUAUUCGGACAAACCUCUGAUUGGCCUGAUUGGACAGCAGGUGAAUGUAAAGGUGCUUGGAAGAGUAAAGGUUUCACAUUAACCGAUUUCAGUAGAUCAAUCGAUACAACAAUCUAUAGUCAAGACGCCAGAUAUCAAUCACCAAUUGAACUCUUACCAAUUGGUACACCAUUAGAAUGGUUAAAAAUCAAUCAAUCAUCAACAACCAACGUUGGUUGGUCUUAUAAUUUAGAUUAUUUAGGUAUUUGUAAAGUUAUGUUUCAUAUUUUAACAUGUGGUAAAGAAGAAUUAAAAUUAUCAUUGUCUCAACAAACUGGAAAAUUAGAAAUUAUAAAUCAAUCAAUAAUUCAAAAAGAUUCAUUUUCUGAACUUGAUACCUUAUGGUUACCAUUUUUAACCACAUUGUUAAAUCAUAAUGGUGAAAAUGGUAAUCAACAAACAACAACAACAACAUAUAUAUUAAAACAACAAAGAAAUCUUUUUGAAAACUAUUUACAAUCAAAUCCAGUUAAAUCAAAAAUUAAAUCUUUAUUAAGAAUUCAAAAUAUUAAAUUAUUUGAAUCAAUGAAAUCAAAACAAUAA
Dictyostelium discoideum AX4 is the source of this 3921-nucleotide messenger RNA. RefSeq lists its product as hypothetical. The record is from RefSeq and is a predicted model, not a curated record. Gene Ontology annotation, biological process: mitotic spindle assembly checkpoint signaling. Bases 1 to 3921 code for a protein of 1306 amino acids. Gene Ontology annotation, cellular component: protein-containing complex; kinetochore; nucleus. The transcript has 3 exons. Lineage: Eukaryota; Evosea; Eumycetozoa; Dictyosteliales; Dictyosteliaceae.